Arachis ipaensis is the source of this 1234-nucleotide messenger RNA. Its product is annotated as Reticulon family protein. Gene Ontology annotation, biological process: response to bacterium. Lineage: Eukaryota; Viridiplantae; Streptophyta; Magnoliopsida; Fabales; Fabaceae. The record is from RefSeq and is a predicted model, not a curated record.
CAGGUGAAAACGGACUUUCGUAUUUCAGUGUUUGGUAUUGGAAGCACCGAAGCACAGGGAGAAAGGCAUGCGUGGGAUGAGCAAAAACGGAAAGAAGAAAGAGCCACCGUAACCGCAACUGUAUCUGUUAGUAACGUCUGAGUCUCCGCUGGUUGUUAUACUCGACAGUCGCGACGUGCCACCACUCACUCACUCACUCUCCGUACAACCUUCGCCAAUGGGAGAAACCACGCCUCGCCAACGCAUUUCCGUUCACCACGCCCUCGGCGCUGGCCCAGUUGCCGAUGUGUUGCUUUGGAAGAAUUGGUGUGGCGCAGGUGUUGUUCUGGCUUCGGCUACCGCUUUGUGGUACCUCUUCGAACGAGCUGGCUAUAAUUUCUUGUCAUUCGUGGCCAAUGUAAUAUUGCUUCUCGUCGUUAUUCUCUUCUUGUGGGCCAAAUCUGCUAGAGUUCUUAAUAGGCCUCUUCCUCCUCUACCUGAUCUGGAGAUUUCUGAGCAAACCAUUGCCAAGGUUGCUGACAUGCUUAAAAUUUGGAUAAAUCAUGCAUUGUCCAUUGCACAUGACAUAGCUAUCGAGAGGAAUUUGCUCCUUUGCCUACAGGUUGCCUGUGCAUUGUGGGUAAUAUCUUUUAUUGGUGGUCUGUUCAACUUCCUGACUUUAAUCUAUAUUGGUGUUCUUCUAAGCUUGUCAGUUCCUGUUUUGUAUGACAAGUUCCAGGACCGAAUCGAUACUAAGCUGUACAUGAUAAAUGGAAUUAUUGAGCCACAUUAUAGAAAUUUCAAGCAAGAUUCCAAAACUGUCAAACAAAGAAAAGAAGGUGCAGUAGGGUGCACAUGGACAAGCGAAGUCAAUUUAGGGGCGUAUAAAUGAGUGCUUAACAUAUGAAGUACUUGAGGUUUUUCUUUAGCUGGGAUGUUCUCGCUGUUUUAGUUGAUGGUUAGAUGGUAUGGUAAUUCUUGAGACGCAAGAUUGACAAAUAGCUGCAGCGUAGGUAAUAUUCUCUUCCAAUUUUAUAUGGUACCUACCCAUUGGAAGAUGCUUUCUUUGGAUUUUUUUAGUUGGGUAUGUUACCCUUGUUAUGCUUCACUUUGGAAUAGAUUACUGGAUCAGGAAGGGAAGAAAAAUAGAAAGAAAACAAAGGACAUGGGAGAAUUUGCCUAUCUAUUUGUUUCUUCACGAUUGUAAGAUUGGUUUUGACCACGAAAAGAUUUUGAUUAGGUUGGUAUUUCGUUA